Molecule: messenger RNA, 1068 nt
Organism: Malania oleifera
Lineage: Eukaryota; Viridiplantae; Streptophyta; Magnoliopsida; Santalales; Ximeniaceae
Exons: 1
Coding region: 1-1068 (355 amino acids)
Source: RefSeq, a predicted model, not a curated record
AUGGAAUUCAAAAUUCACAUGGUGUUGUUUUCAGUGGGUUUUUCUCAGUCCAAAGUUGAUUAUUCUUUGUUUACUAAGAAGGAAGGAGGAUCUUUUGUUGCCUUGUUAUUGUAUGUUGAUGAUAUCCUCUUAGCUAGUAGUGAUUUAGCUGUUCUUGAGAAUGUUAAAAAAUCAAUAGUUGCUGAGUUUAAGUUGAAGGAUUUGGGGUCUACAAAAUUCUUUCUUGGAAUGAAGAUAGCUUGGUCGAAAAAAGUUAUCUCUUUAUCUCAAAGAAAAUAUUGCUUGGAAUUAAUUUCAGAUGCUGGAUUACUUGCUGCUAAACCAGUCUCAUUUCCCAUGGAUCCUCAUACAAAAUUAUCUAAAGAUGCUGGUGAACUAGUAGAUGAUGUUUCAGCUUACAGAAGACUUAUUAGAAGAUUAUUAUAUUUGACUCAUACCAGACCUGACAUUACAUUUGAUGUACAUCAUCUUAGUCAAUUUUUAGAUAUUCCUAGAAUGCCUCAUUUACAAGCUGCUAUGAGAAUUUUACGAUAUCUCAAAUCUGCUCCUGGACAAGGCUUAUUUUUUCCAUCUUCAUCUAAAGUUCAUCUCAAAGCUUUUUCAGAUUCAGAUUGGGCCAACUGUCUUGAUACUUGUAGAUCCAUAAGUGGUUUUUGCAUUUUCAUUGGGGAUUCUCUUCUAUCAUGGAAAUCAAAGAAGCAACACACCAUAUCACGAUCCUCAGUAAAAGCUGAAUAUAGAUCCAUGGCUGUCACUGUUUGUGAAAUUAUCUGGCUUAAAUCGUUACUUGCUGAUCUGCAUCAACAUCAUCCUCAAUCAGUUCUUUUAUUUUGUGAUAACCAAGCUGCUCUUCACAUAGCAGCCAAUCCGGUUUAUCAUGAACGAACUAAACACAUUGAAGUCGAUUGUCAUUUGGUUCAUGAUAAAUUACAAGAGGGUCUUAUUACCACUUUACAUGUAUCUUCUACUCAUCAGCUUGCCAAUUUAAUGACUAAACCUUUAGGUUCUAAAGUUUUUGAAGUUCUUUUAUCCACGAUGAAUGUGCAUAAUAUCUACACAUCAUCUUGA